AUGUUAUGUGGCUUUCUAGGGGCGGGAUUACAGCCACUCAGGAGACUUGUAUUCCGGAGUGCCAGUCUAGCCAUCGGGCGGCUUAUCAGCCAAUCACAACGGUCUCAUUCCGCUCCAGUACUCUAUUCUGUUCUCAAUCUCUACUGCGUGUGUUUCCUUUGCAGAAAAACUUCAACUUACAACCAUCACGACAAACACACCAGCAUGGGAUCACUAACUAUCAGCAUUCCCCACCUGGUGGGCAAUGAGAACACCAAGCAGCUCAUUGUUCACGGACGUCCAUUUCUUGUACGAGGCGGCGAACUUCAAAAUUCCUCUUUAUCAUCGGUCGAAUAUAUGGAACCAGUUUGGCAGAAAAUGGUUGCCAUGAAUAUCAACACUCUACUAGGUUGUGUGACCUGGGACAUGAUAGAGCCUGAAGAAGACGUUUUUGACUUUUCUGUUCUGGACGAGGUCAUCAUUGCGGCGCGAAAGCAUUCGGUGCAUCUCGUGUUGCUCUGGUUCGGCUCCUUCAAAAAUGGGCUUUCGACAUACGUGCCUUCAUGGGUCAAGCAAAGCCCAACGCGAUUCCCCCGAGCGAAACUACGUAAAGCCGGCGGUCGUCUUGAAACAGCCGAUGUUGUAUCGCUCUUCCAUCCAGAGUGCCGCAAGGCUGACGCCAAAGCCUUUGGUACACUGAUGAAUCAUCUACGGAAGUUCGAUCAAUCUCACUCCACAGUAAUCAUGGUUCAAGUUGAGAACGAGAGUGGCCUGUUGGGGGAUUCACGCGAUGGGUCUGAGCUAGCUGAACAGGCGUUUCGUCAACCUGUGCCGCGGGAGCUAAUCGAAUUCCUCACUUCAAGCUGGGAGCACCUUCACGACGACAUCAAAGUGCACAACCUGGCAAGCUUCAACCCCGAAGGCGGGGAUUGGGAGGCGGUUUUUGGGUCGAGUCCACGUACUGAUGAAUUGUUUAUGGCGUACCACUACGCUCUCUAUGUGAACGAAGUCGCAGGGGCAGGCAAAACUCAAUAUCCCAUCCCGCAUUACACUAAUAUGUGGAUGAACUACGCCGGAGAUGAUGCAGAUAACGACUUCCCAGUUGUCGUGGGUGGGGGAGGCAUACCAGGAGAUUAUCCCUCCGGCGGCGCCGUGAGUAACGUUAUGGAUGUCUGGAUGCGGUUUGCGCCGAAUCUGGAUUUUCUCGGUCCUGACAUCUAUCUUAACGAUUACGAUAAGUCCUGUGCAAAAUACAGGCAUAGAAAUCAGCCUCUCUUUGUCCCAGAGCAGCGACGCGAUGACUAUGGCGCUCGUCGUAUGUGGAUUGCGUAUGGGUCCUAUGCGGCGAUUGGCGUAGCUCCCUUUGGUGUUGACACGGUAGAGCCAGCCGACAGUCCUCUGACCAAGCAUUAUGGCCUCCUCAAGUCAGUGUCAGCCAUCGUCCUCAAAGCCCAACGUCAGACAAACUCGUCUGUAGGCUUCUGUUUCGACGACGGCGCAUCCAACAGUAUCUCCAGCCCCGUCAGGCGGAGCUGGGGAGAUUUCGACAUCACGAUUGAUCGAUGCUUCGUCUUCGGAGAGCCAGGACCAGGAGCAGGCAUGGUUGUUCAUCGGGGGCAUGGUAAGUUCCUGUUGAUCGGGUGGGGGUUCCACGUCAGUGCAAAGAGUUUGUCGAAGGACUCAACUUUUACGGGCAUCCUGAAAUUCGAGGAAAAGGCUGUGGAUGAUGAAGAGACAGGUCGCCUGCGGACAGUGCGUGUCUUGAAUGGGGAUGAGACUAGAAGUGGCAGCUUUGCCAUGAUGCCCAGCGAGAAUCCCGACUAUGGUGGCUUUCCCAUAUCUGUCACUGUCCCAGCGCGGACAAUGAUCGCAGAGGUCACGUUUUAUUCUAUCUCCGACUAG
Fusarium mangiferae is the source of this 1881-nucleotide messenger RNA. RefSeq names its product putative beta-galactosidase. NCBI's taxonomy places the organism in Eukaryota, Fungi, Ascomycota, Sordariomycetes, Hypocreales, Nectriaceae. Gene Ontology annotation, molecular function: beta-galactosidase activity. The coding region runs from base 1 to 1881 and encodes 626 amino acids. Gene Ontology annotation, cellular component: beta-galactosidase complex. Gene Ontology annotation, biological process: carbohydrate metabolic process. The transcript has 3 exons. The record is from RefSeq and is a predicted model, not a curated record.